Molecule: messenger RNA, 3590 nt
Organism: Formica exsecta
Lineage: Eukaryota; Metazoa; Arthropoda; Insecta; Hymenoptera; Formicidae
Gene: mei-W68
Product: meiotic recombination protein W68
Exons: 4
Coding region: 2318-3571 (417 amino acids)
Biological process (GO): meiotic DNA double-strand break formation; reciprocal meiotic recombination; meiotic DNA double-strand break processing
Cellular component (GO): nuclear chromosome
Molecular function (GO): ATP binding; DNA binding; DNA topoisomerase type II (double strand cut, ATP-hydrolyzing) activity
Source: RefSeq, a predicted model, not a curated record
UAUUUAUCAGUCUGGCGUUUGUCCAAAGGUUUAUGUUUAUUAUAAUUAUAUAUUUUUCAUAAUCUUUCGUCGUGUCUCCAACUGACAUUUUGAAAACAUGCCGACGACGCGUGUUGGUUAUAUACGGGCUAUUUGAGGGCUGGCGAGGGCAUUCUUAGGGGUGUUUCUCCACUGUGCUCGUUGCACAAUGUAACACUAUCCCCUUUUGUAACAGCGCAACCUUGAAGUGUCUUUAAUGCGAAACCGAGUGCGAGCAUGCUUGCCGCCUUCUAUUAUUUUUUCAUGAAUAUUCUCGUUAUGAGCAUCUAAGAGGCCGGAACUUUAAGAUGGUAUUUCACUUUUGUUCGCGUAUAUGGCUGACGCUUAUCAAUGCUAAUUUGCAUACAUUCUUUAACCUAACUAAAACUAUAUUUUUGCAAUAUUAUUAUAAAUGUUUUCAAGCUAGCCAAAUUAUUUUCGUCAAAUUAUUUGUAGGUCUCGAAAUAUUUUGGAUGUCAUCUCAUAGUCGCUCGUUAGUAUUCAUUGUUCCCCAUUUGCACAAACGUUUGUAUCGGCGCACGUCAUAGGCUAGGGAAAUUUAUAUGGGAUAGGGCUCUAUUUCCAAUGCUCAUUAUUUCCAUUUUCUUCAUAGCUUUUCGUCUAAAUCGAUUUUUCACAUGAAUACUUUUCAAACAUAUUCCAGCCUUUUAAUUAUAAACAUAACGUAGACCGAAUAUUAAUAUUAUAUAUGUAUAUAUUCACGUAUGAAGAGAAGUAUUAAAUUUUUACAAAUAUAAUUAUCUUUGUGAUUACAAAGAUCUCAUAGAUUACAAAAAUAUGAAUCUUCGAAAUAAAUCAGAAAUUGUGGCUAAUUGCCACGAUCGUUUUCUUAUGCGGCUAUCCAGCAAAAUGACGGCGAAUUCGCUGAAUUUCGUUACAAUCGAACGUUUUGCAGUAAGGGGUGUAUUUCGUACUCACAAUAAGUCCCUGAAGUGUCUUUAACGCGUACAGUAGCGCGCCAUUCAAUGGUCGGUGCUCACAAAUACGCAGCGGGGUGUCCGGGCUCUCUUGAGAUUCGCCACUUUGAUAUGAAUGUCGGUGAUCGAGAGAAAAAUUAAUGUCUACUCGGCUACGAGCUCGAACGAGUCCCUGUAGCCAAUACUUUACCUCACGAGUCGGGACUUAAUAUGUUUAUUGCUGUGAGAAUGUCGGCCUCGGAUAGGUACUAGAUUUUUAUCUGCCAUCGCGCCUUUUAACUCGGUCUCGUAAUAUUCAACGACGAAUGAGUGAAAAGCGAAUCCGAAUCCUCCUCUUUCGUCUCUGGCUGUAAUAAUGUAUUCUUUUUUUUCCAGUGUCACAGUUUUUCAUAUCGCUCUCUUAUGCUAGAUUUGCCGAUAUUUAUAAAUUUGAUGAUUACUUUAUACAAAUACUAUUAAAUAAAUGCCUUUUAUACAUAUAAUGCAAAACAAAAACGAGCCUGAGUAAAAAUCAAAUGUCCGAUAAUGAAUUUAUUUUUUAUCAGUGGAAUUAAUUAAAUUACUGAAUGAUUUUAUUUCGCGUAAAGGUAUUUUGUAACUUAUAUAUACAUAUAUAUUUAUAUACACACACAGAUAUAAAUACAAUAAUACAAAUUGAAUUUAAAUGAAUAAAUGCGUGCUUUAUUAUCUUGCUUUAUAAAACGAGUGCAUAUUUUUUAUUAAUUACAUUAUGAUAACAUUUGAACGUUUUUCAAAUACGAAUCACUUUUUGUAGACUUACUUUGUUUUCUCCUUGUGUUUUGUCUUGUUAUUUUAUUACAAAGAAACUUUGUAAACCGUUUAUGACAUUAAAUUCACGAAAAUAGCGGCUCUUAAAAGUUAGAAAUUUUAUGGAUUUUUAUGUGUAUAUACGUUUAUGUAAAAUUGUAGCCUAUAAAGCUACAGAAAAUGCAGUUUUGAAAUAUUUGUUUUAAAUAGUUGAAUAGCGAAUGCACAUUACAAUAAUAAUAUAUUAUUAUUAUUACUAUAAUUUAUAAGAAAAAUUGAUUAUUUUUUCCUAGUUGUACCGAUAGGAACGAUCACUGUACAAAGUCGUGUUUUGUGCAAGCUAAAGUCAUCUGUUAAGAGAAAGAAGAACUAAAAUUAGAUUUAAUGAUUCUCUAAAAGAUAUUACGAUCCAAAAGAUAUUAGAUAAAUAACAAUUUGAUACAAUUAUGUCUUUUCCAUUUUUUUAUUAUUUAUUUUUCCAAACAGCAUUCCUAUACAAAAGACUUGAAUGAUUUAUUCUAAAUAAUAUAAAAGUAUCAUUAUUUUAUUUGUUUAAUUUAGGUAAAGAGAAUAUUUAUUUUAAUUUAGAUAAAAUGCAAAAUGCAAAUGAAAUAUUUCGGGGGCAAACAAUUACAUCAGUUACCAAGAAAUAUAUGAGUAUUGAGGAAAUACGUUUCGAUAUACCGAUAGUCGACAAUAAAGAAUUCAGAAUGGAUUUGAUCGCGCGCAUCGAAGCUGUUACGUUGAAAAUUAUAAAGCAGAUAUCUGUUGGACAGCCACCGUACAUAUCAUACUAUAAUGGCCGAAACAUUGCUAUAGAAUCGAAUUUACGGAAAGAAAAUGUUUGCAUAGUAUGCUCAACCAGUCUUCGACCAAAUACAGUAUUCAACGAUUCUAUGUUUGACUUUGCCGAUGAGCAGGACACGAGAAAAGAAAGUAAUUUUCAAAUUUUGAAAAAGAUAAUUGUCAAUUUCGCGGUAAAAAGUAGCAGAAAUAAAUUUAUUCUAAUGGUGAUGAUAAUGUCCGAGGCUCAUCGUUUGUUGCUAACAAAUACAACCAAGACGAAACGAUCGUUUUAUUACGAUUUGAAGAAUGAAAUAACUAAAAGUUUGAUGCCUCAUCAAAGAUGUAUCGAUCGUGCAAUGAAUAGUGUCGCUAAUUUAUUAGAAUGCGCCCCAUGGGAUUUGAGAUUAUUAGCAACGCCUAAAGGAUUAGUAGCAGGAAAUAUGACCAUCACACUACUCGACAAUCGAGUUAUCGAUUGUGCGAUACUCGGAGGCGUGCAAAUCCCACAGAUUAUUUUAAAUGUAACUUCAAUUCGUGCGAAAGCCAACUUUGUCUUGGUUAUUGAGAAAGACGCAAUUUUUCAAAAAUUACUUGAAGAAGACUGCCCUCGUAUAUUAAAAUGUAUUCUAGUGACAGGAAAAGGCUAUCCGGAUAUAAAUACCAGAAUGCUGGUUAAUAUUCUAUCUGAAAAGAUAGGUCUACCGGUUUAUAUAAUCGUAGACGCGGAUCCUUUUGGUGUGGAUAUUAUGUUACUUUAUCGCUUCGGCUCGUCGAUACUUUGUCGACAAAACGAAAGUUUGACUUGUCCUAACGCACGCUGGCUCGGAAUCCACCCCUCGGAAUCAAUUAUUUUAGGAGUGAAAACAAUCUCACUCACUAAGACCGAUUUCGUGAAAUUGAAAUCUAUUGAAACCCGGACUUACGUAAAUGAUGCUAUAUCGAAAGAGCUGAGUAUAUUGCGGAACGGCAAGGCUGAUAUAGAGGCGUUGUCUUCCUUUACAAAAAACUUUCUUACAGCAACGUAUUUGCCUUACAAAAUAGAUGGCAAAAAAUAUAUUUAAAAUAAUAUAUCUGUAAUAU